AUGGACAUUGAGGAGUUAUUACAAGCUCGCGGCAUCUCUUUCCAAACUGCUCGCUGGGAAGAAGGGCAUUGGUUGACCUUGGAUGAUUUUGACAACACCGAAUAUGACAUUCGUUCGCCCCAGCAGUGGAUCGAAAUGGGACUUCAGGAUGAGGAGAACAGCUUGCCUGUGUCAGCUACUGGCCUCCGGCUCAAUGAAGACCGUGCUGGUAGCUGGCAGGCAUGCGUUGCGGUUGGCACCGAGGGAGCAAGAACGCUUGUGCGGUGGAUUUCCCAUGGGGAGGUGGAGAUGUACGGCGAACCCACGCCUUUGACGAGAUUGCAGAUACUCUACCAUGGCGAGGAUCCGGAAACUCAUGCAGACCGAAUCCAGUUUGCUUUUGAAUCUCUGAAGCAAGCUCAAUCGCGGGCGCAGCUGAACUUUUUCAUUGACAACAUGCCAUCGGACGACAUUCAGUGCCUGGACACUGACCAAGUCUCGCGAGUGCUAGAGCUCGCGAGAAACUCACCCUCUUUGCGAGAGGGUAGUCUAGAGACAGCGGCAAAUGGGUUGGUGAAAGAGGCUAACCUGGAUUUUGCCCGCACGAUGAACAAGAUCAUUUUCAUCAGCCACAAGCUUCAAUCAGAAGGUAUCGACACCGACAAAAGCCCCAGUCCUUCUCAGGCCAUGUUCGAGUCAGUGAACAUCGAUGAGCUGGAUGAUGACAGCUCUUUUGACAGGCCGGUGCCAAUGUUUUCCUUGUGGCCUGUGCCAGAGUACAGCUUUACCGACACGUUCUCAUCAUUUUGCUUUGCAUCUCUUCUAAUUAAGCCCGAAGUCGUCAGCACGAAUGUGGCUGUUGCUGAAGAGUGCCUGUGGUUGCUAUCCCAAUGCAUCUACAACAUCAGAUACACCGAGGCCACACGUUUGGACUACUUUGCACAACUACAGAAAGCGGUGAUCACAGCUACGUCACAGCGGGUCAAAGAACAUUGGGUGAACAAGCUACAGAAGAUCAUGCUACAACACUUUUCGAACGUGGGGAAGGGAUGGUUUUCCAUUCACGAGACCAAUCCAGACACCUACCGCCAGGGCAAAAUGCGAAAACUAUUGUCUGUCCUGCGCUUCAUCAUGCAGGACACAUUGCGGUACUUUGCAUUGGACUCUGUAGCACAGUACUGCGAAAGCAUGGAAAGGUACUGCCCCGUUCAAGUUGAUGUGCAGGACCUCUUGCAAGUUGAGAGCAUUUUCGAAACUCCAGACCCAAGUACAGAGACAGCACCGCCUCGUUUAUUUCACAAGGCUGCAAGUGCAUUCAUGGAUGUGUUCCUCCUAUCCAAGCGUGGCCAGAGCUCAAACGGUGCCAGUACAGCAGUGGGGCCUAUUGCUGUCGGUGACGGUUUUGUAGAUCCUCAAGCUGGUCAAUGUCGCGAGCCAAAAGAGGGAUUGUUUAUCCUGGAGCUUCGUCACAGCGAGGAUAAACAGCACUUUGUGUACUCCUCUGACGGGGCACAGGUAGUCGACGUGUGCAAGAAAGUGCUGGACCAGGGGCUUCAAAGCCUUGCGGAUGUUCCACAGCUGGAUGCGCUCGUUGUUCCGCAGCUUUUCCGAACAGUUGUCCACAAGCAGGUCUUAAGCACGGUUGAAGUCACUGAGCCUUGGGUCGUCUAUCGCAGAGACUUGCUGGUAGCCAAGCUGGAGAAGACAUUACCUGCGCUUGGAGAGUUCAUUCAGCUUUUCGAGCCUUACCAAAGCCUUCUACGCCUCGAUCCCGCAGAGUAUGUCAAAGAAAAGGCGGCGGCGGAAAUCUCCACGGAUGAGGCGAAGCAGUUCAUAUUGGAGCACAUCGAUGAGGAGCAGAAAGUAUUGGAUGCCAUUCCAGACUCUUCUGUGGUGGGGCUGUUUGAAAUACACUGCUCCGAAAUCCGAAAGGUUCUGGCCAGCAGACAUCGAAAGAUUGUGGAACUUUUGGAAGAUAUGCUGCUGCAACGAUUUCGGGAUUCAGCUCAAGAGGUUGCAGACACGUUCCAGGGCAUUUUCGCACAAUUGCGGAAGGCGCCGAAGAACAUUGAGCAGUCCACGGAACUACGAGAGUUCAUGAGCGGUGUGCCAGGUGAGGUUGGAAAGAUGUCUCCGGACAUUGCCAAGUGCAUUCAAAUCUUUACAGUUCUUGAAGGGUUCGAAGUUAAGCUCACCAGUGACGAUGCUUACCAGCGUUGGCGGGUCUUUGCGUGCCCAAAGCAGACCUUUGACCUCAUGGCACAGGUGGAGCAAGACCUAGCCAAGGCAGAGAAAGGCUACCUUAAAGAAAUGCAGCAGGAGCAAACCGACUUCGAUGAAAAUCUUGUAGAUCUGGCCGGAAUCGUGGAUACCUUUUCCCAGUACUCCAACUUGGCCAACAUCAAGGAGAUCCAUGAGAAUGUAGAGAGUGUGAACGAGAGACUGAAGCAAGCCAGUGGACAAGCGAAGCUGUUCAAUUCUCGCGAGGCACUAUUUGGGCAAGAAUCGUCUGACUACAGCCAUUUGCAGCAGCUGCAAAAGGAGUGGGAGCCCUUCUCCAACUUGUGGGUCACUGCCUAUCAUUGGAUUGAAGACUCCGAAAAAUGGAUGAAUGGGCCAUUCCAAGAGAUUGAUGCCAAAUACUGUGAACAAUGGGUGACGUCUGGUGCCAAGACGCUGUUCAAGACGGUAAGGGCUUUGGAGAAGCGCGAAGAUGCCGGAAAAGUGCUGAAGAUUGCAAGAGACAUCAAGGAACAAAUUGAUGCAUUUCAGCCGUACCUUCCAAUCGUCACUGGCCUUCGAAAUGCGGGCAUGCGCGAGCGGCACUGGGCGCAGGUCAGCGAAUUGGUUGGUCAAGAUGUGAGCCCCGAGAUGGAGGACUUCACGCUGAAGAACUUUGUUUCCAUCGGCAUGCUUGAACAUGUGUCAAAGAUCAACGAUAUUGGUGAGAAGAGCGGGAAGGAGCUGUCCAUCGAGACGCAGCUCACAAGCAUGAUCAAUGCGUGGGAUAACAUGAAGUUUGACUGUAGCGAGCCAUACCGCAACACCCAGACUUACAUUCUCAAAGGUGCAGAUGAGGUGAUUGCUUUGGUCGACGAGCAGAUUGUCAUCACGCAGGCUAUGCAGUUCUCACCCUUCAAUAAGCCCUUCAAGGAAGAUAUUGAUGCCUGGGCAGAGAAGCUCUUGUACGUGUCCGAGUGCUUGGAUGGAUGGCUAAAAGUGCAGCGGGCGUGGAUGUAUUUGCAGCCAAUCUUUGACUCGCCCGACAUCAUGAAGCAGCUUCCCACCGAAGGCAAAAAGUUUCGCUUGGUUGACAGCAAAUGGCGCCAGACCAUGGCACGCCUUCAUCAGAACGGAGCUGCCUUGCAAGCCUGUUCAAUGGAAGGGUUGCUGGAAACCUGGAACAAUGCCAAUGCGGACUUGGACAUGGUACAAAAAGGCUUGGACGACUACUUGGAAACCAAGCGCGGAGCCUUCGCUCGCUUCUACUUUCUGUCCAACGAUGAGCUUUUGGAAAUCCUGUCGCAGACAAAGGACCCGCUGAGAGUGCAGCCCUUCCUUUCCAAGGUUUUUGAGGCCAUGAAGAAGCUCACUUUCACAUCCGAUUUGUCAGCAACACAGAUGGUCUCUAAAGAAGGUGAGAUCAUUGACUUCGUUAGCCCGGUGCACACAACUGGAAAGAAUGUUGAAACAUGGAUGACCGAAGUUGAGAAUCAGAUGCUGGCAGCGAUUCGGGAGGUCAUAAAGAUCGGCGUUGAGACAUACAUCGAUACUCCAAGGACAGAAUGGGUGCUCAAGCAGCCUGGACAAGUGUGUCUGAACUCUAGCCAGGUGCAUUGGACUGCUGAAGUGGAAGAGGCCAUUGACGCUGCAGCCUUGUCUGACUACUUCUCAAAGCUCUCCGACCAGCUAAUGGGCCUGGUGCGACUGGUUCGUGGUGACAUCUCAAAGCUGCAGCGAAUGAGUAUCGGCGCUUUGAUCGUGAUCGAUGUACAUGCGAAGGACACUGUUGAAAAGAUGGCCAAAGACAACAUUACCGACGUCUUCUCCUUUGAGUGGAUCUCUCAAUUGCGGUACUACUGGGAGGUAGAUGAUAGGUCAACUGAGAAUCUGUGGGUUCGUAUGGUGCAGACUCCCUUCCCGUAUGGCUAUGAGUACCUCGGAAACUCUUUCCGGCUGGUCAUCACACCUCUUACAGACAUGUGCUAUAUGACUCUGAUGGGAGCCCAGAGUCUGAACUUGGGUGGUGCUCCUGCAGGACCUGCAGGCACUGGCAAGACGGAGACGACGAAGGAUCUCGCAAAAGCUUUGGCCAAGCAGUGUGUCGUGUUCAACUGCUCACCCGAGAUGGACUACCUUAUGGUUGGCAAGUUCUUCAAAGGACUGGCAUCGAGUGGUGCUUGGUGCUGCUUUGAUGAGUUCAACCGCAUCUACAUUGAAGUGCUUAGCGUAAUUGCGCAACAAUUGUUGCAGCUGUUCACCGCAAAGCAGUCCUUGGAGUCCUACAACGAUACCUGCGAACUGGAGUUUGACUCAACUUUGAUCACCAUGAAGCCAACGUUUAACGUGUUCAUCACAAUGAACCCUGGCUAUGCCGGUCGAUCCGAGUUGCCUGACAAUCUGGCGGCACUUUUUAGACCCAUGGCAAUGAUGGUUCCAGACUACGGUCUCAUUGGAGAGAUCAGCUUCUAUGCAUUUGGCUUCGAGAAGGGCCGCCACCUAGCCAAGAAGAUGGUCACAACUUUCCAACUCUGCAGCGAGCAACUCUCGGCGCAGUCUCAUUACGACUACGGAAUGCGUGCUGUGAAAACUGUGAUUGAAGCUGCGGGGCUUAACAAACGCCAGUAUCCAGAGCAGAGUGAGUCUCAAAUCUUGCUUCGGGCAUUGCGAGAUGUCAAUGUUCCCAAGUUUCUCAAAGAUGAUCUGCCCCUUUUUGAGAACAUCAUCUCCGAUCUCUUCCCAGGGGUUGAACGACCACAGAUGGAUUAUGGCCGGCUGGAAGAGGCAUGCCACACCGAGAGUUUGACUCAAAAUCUUCAACCUGUGCCGUACUUUGUCAAGAAGCAGUUUGUGCAUGUACAUUGCUUGAACCCAAAGUCCAUCACGCAGAAUCAGCUAUAUGGAUCCUUUGAUGAAAUCACACGUGAGUGGUCAGAUGGAGUUGCAGCGGAGGAAAUCAGGAAUGCCACUCGAGAUGCUGCCCAACCCGAUCAUCACUGGGUAAUGUUUGAUGGGCCUGUGGAUGCUCUAUGGAUCGAGAGCAUGAAUACAGUCCUUGACGACAACAAAAAGCUUUGUUUGGUCAGUGGUGAGAUCAUUGCCUUGACUGCCCAGAUGCGCAUGAUGUUCGAGGUAGAGGACUUGGAGGUGGCAUCUCCUGCCACCGUGUCCCGUUGCGGCAUGAUUUACAUGGAGCCUGAGAGCUUGGGCUUUCAGCCGCUUUUUGAUUCUUGGCUUUCGGCACUGCCUGAGACCUUCAGCUUUCAGCCAGACAUUGGCUCACGCUUGAGGCGAUACUGCGAGGACCUUUUGCCACUCAGUGUGGCCUACGUCCGCAAAUGCUGCAAGGAGGUGGUGCAGACGCAGGACUCGAAUCUCGUGCAGUCUCUCUUCCGGAUGUUGGAUUGCUAUUUUGCGCCCUUUCGACCCACAGAGUUGAGACCAGCAGCUGCUUUCAAGGAGGAGGUGGCUGGGUUUCUCCCACACGUGACUCCUUUGUUCUUUUUCGCCAUGGUUUGGUCAUUGGGAGGUAGCUGUGAAGGAAGUACCAGGUCUGCCUUCUCCAAGCUUAUUUGGGCAAUUGCUUCCCAGGACUCACAUCGGACACUUGAGGAUCAGAUGCAGGGUCUCAACGUCGAACUUCCUGCAGUUCAAAAUGGAAUCAAGUUCGAAGGGCUAGAAGUUGGCGCAUUCAUUUACGACUACUUCUAUGAUGUGGAGAAGAGUGAAUGGAUUCCAUGGAUGCAGACCAUCCCUGCCUUUGAGAUUCCUCGGGGAGCUCGUUAUGAAGAGAUCGUGGUUCCUUCAGUUGACUCCGUUCGCUUGGUGUAUGCCUUUCAGAUUCUGGUCACGCAUGACAAGCAUGUGCUGUGCCCUGGACCAACUGGAACGGGCAAGAGUGUGAAUAUUUCAAUGUGGCUGCAAAAGCAGGCGCCAGAGAAUUUCCAAGGCGUCUUUGUGAACUUCUCCGCCCAGACACAUGUCAACCAGUUCCAAGACCUCAUAGACAGUAAGCUCGAAAAGAGGAGAAGAGGAGUCUAUGGUCCACCAGCUGGAAAGAAGAUGGUGCUGUUUGUCGAUGAUUUGAACAUGCCUCAGAAAGAGUACUACGGCGCUCAGCCACCUAUUGAGCUGCUGCGACAAUGGCACGACCAUGGUGGCUGGUACAACAGGAAGGAGCUGAAGAAGUUUGAGAUCACGGACAUGGUCAUGGCAUCUGCCAUGGGACCUCCGGGAGGAGGUCGUACUUUCAUCACCGAACGCUUGAAACGCCACUACAAUGUGCUUGCUUAUUCCGACCUUCAGGAUGAGUCCAUUGCUCAGAUUUUUCAGACCAUGGCUGGCUACUUCUUCUCAGGGUUUGACGAAGUGAUUCAAUUGACCAUUCCUUCUAUGAUCCACUGCACUGUGGGCAUUUUCAAGCAAGCGCUCAAGGACUUGCUGCCAACACCGGCGAAGUCACACUAUCUCUUCAAUUUGCGUGAUAUUUGGCGUGUCUUCCUGGGUUUGUGCACCUUGAGCUCAAAAAAGGCAAAUGUAAGGGAUGUGGUGAUCAGAUGCUGGUGCCACGAAAUCCAAAGGGUCUUUGGUGACAGGCUUACGGAUAAUCAGGACUCAAAAUGGAUGGCCACGCAGAUCAGAGGUCAUCUUGAAGAAAGCUUCCAAGCGCCCUAUGAGUCCAUCUACGUUCGCGAACGUCUCAUAUUUGCUUCUUUCUUGAAUCAAGAUGCAGAGCAGCGAUAUUAUGAAGAGGUGCUCGACGUGCAGGCGAUGAAAGACUGCAUCGAGGAAUACUUGGACGAAUACAACAGCGUCAGUGCAUUGCAAAUGCCCCUCGUGAUGUUCUUGGACGCCUGUGAGCAUUGCGCGCGGAUUUGCCGCGUCCUGAGCCAACCCAGUGGAAAUGUUCUUUUGCUGGGGGUUGGUGGGAGUGGUCGCCAGAGUUUGACUCGCUUAUCGACCCACAUGAAUGAAUGCGAGUGUUUUCAGAUUGAAGUGGCAAAAGGCUAUGGAAUGAGCGAGUUCCGCGAUGAUGUGAAGAAGUGUUUGAUGAAGUGUGGCGUCGAAGACAAAGUGCAAGUCUUCCUUUUCUGUGACACCCAAAUCGUCAAAGAGGACUUCGUUGAAGCCAUCAACAAUGUUUUGAACAGUGGCGACGUGCCAAAUCUUUAUGCAAACGAGGACAUGGAAGCGAUCUCGGGUGCCUGCAGACAGCUCUGCCAGAGCAUGGGUAUGCAGCCAAACAAAGCAAACCUCUUCAGCGCUUACCUCUCCAGGGUGAAGAAGAAUGUGCAUGUCGUCCUUGCGUUCUCACCCGUUGGGGAUGGCUUCCGCAGUCGUCUUCGCAUGUUCCCAUCCUUGGUGAACUGCUGUACGAUCAACUGGUUUCGAGAGUGGCCAGCUGAAGCACUAUACUCUGUGGCAAAGCAGCAGCUCACCUUGAACUCAGUGCAGCUGAACAAGUUCGAAGGAUCUUUGAAGCUGUUUCAAGUGAUGCAUAUGAGUGUGGAACUGGCAUCCAAGCAGUUCUUGGCAAAGAACAAGCGACAUGUCUAUGUCACUCCGACCUCGUAUUUGGAGCUCCUGUCUAGCUUUAUUUCAGUGCUCGCAAUGAAGAGAAAGCAGGUAGGCACCCAGCAAAAGCGCUACAAGGUUGGCCUUGAGAAGAUUGGAGAUGCUGAAAAGCAGGUCAGUGGAUUGCAGCAGAUGUUGGUUGAGAAGAAGCCACAGCUGGAAAAGACCCAGAAGGAAGUAGGUGAAAUGAUGAAGGUGAUCGAGGUUGACAAGGCGGCUGCACAGGAAGUUUCGACGAAGGUAGCGAACGAAGAAGCAGAGGCGAAAACGAAAGCUGAGGCAACACAAGCUAUCAAGGAUGAUGCUCAAAAGGACCUAGACGAAGCCUUGCCAGCGCUGGACACUGCAGUCGCAUGCUUAAAGAAGCUCAAGACUGCCCACAUUCAGGAGGUCAAAGCGCUAGCAAACCCUCCAGCUGGUGUCCGCUUGGCCUGUGAAGCCAUUUGCGUCAUGUUUCAGCUGAAGCCUGUCAAGAAGAAUGAUCCGAAUACGCCUGGCAAAAAGAUCGAUGACUAUUGGGAGACGAGCCAAAAGGAGAUAUUGCAGGAUCCCAAAGCGCUCUUGGACCGUUUGUUCAAUUUCGACAAGGACAACAUCCCUGACAGAGUGAUUCAGGCCAUCACACCCUACAUGGAAAGGGAAGACUUUGACCCAGCUGCGAUCAAGAAGGCUUCCAUCGCAUGUGAAGCUUUGUGCUUGUGGGUUGGUGCGAUGUACAAGUACCACUUUGUCGCAAAGGCGGUGGAGCCCAAGCGGCAGCUUCUCCGUGAGGCUGAAGCUGAUCUAGCAGAGUGUAUGGGAAAGCUUGAAGCAGCCCAAGCAGCCCUCCGAGAAGUGCACGACAAGAUACAGAAGUUGGAAGCAGCUCGUUGGGCUGACAAUGUGAUCAAGCUCACCGAGCAGCUCGAGUUGUUGCCCGGCGAUUGCAUUGUGGCUGCCGGUAUGGUUUCCUACACUGGCCCCUUCACGUCAGAGUACCGCACAAACUUCGAGCAAGAGUGGCUGAAAGAGUUGGACAAAGAGUCCAUUGCGCACAAUGAGGAGUGCAACAUGCGGAGCGUUCUUGGAGAACCCGUGAAGAUUCAACAGUGGGUUGUCUACUCCUUGCCCAACGAUAAUCUGUCAAUUGAGAAUGCGAUCAUCAUUGAUAGAUCGCGCAGAUGGCCACUGAUGAUCGAUCCACAGCGCCAGGCCAACAAGUACAUCAAGAACAUGGGCAAAGACAUUGAGACGGGGUUCGAUGUUUGCAAGAUGAGCGAGACCAACUUCCUGCGAACUCUGGAGCUGGGGAUCCAAUUUGGUAAGUGGAUCUUGUUGGAAAACAUUGGGUUGAGUCUCGACCCAGCCCUAGAGCCCAUUCUCCAGCAGCAGAAGGUUCGAGAUGGAUCCGGCUUUACGAUCAAAUUGGGCGACAAGUCAAUCAAUUAUGCUAAUACCUUCAAGUUUUACAUGACGACCACACUGCCAAACCCACACUACUCGCCAGAGACGUCAGUGAAGGUCACGUUGCUCAACUUCGCAAUCACACCUACUGGCCUGGAGGAUCAAAUGCUUGGCAUUGUUGUGGCAAAGGAGAGACCUGACCUCGAAGAGCAGAAGAGCCAGCUGGUGAAAGACAAUGCCAAGAUGAACAAACAGUUGAAAGAAAUUGAGGACGAGAUCCUACAUUUGCUUUCGGCCAGCGAGGGUGAUGUACUGGAGGACGAUACUCUGGCCUGUAGCUUACUCGAGCUUAGCUGUGUAAGAGUGUUCAAACGCCGUGAACUUCUAGCUGUCCAGGGCAUCGUGAACCUAUGCAGUGCUGAUCCAGCAUCCACUGGUGGCUUCGUGUGCAUUCCAGGAAGCCACGUCCCUGAAUUUCAUGAAGAAUUUCGUGAAAGUCUUGGAGGGGAUCUUCAUCGUCUACGAAAAAGAGGUGAUUUCUUAGCCUUGGAAGACGACAUUUGGCAACAGCGAGCAGUUGGAAUUCGCUUAAGUCCCGGAGAUAUGCUUCUGUGGGAUGGGAGACUUGUGCAUGGAAGCGAACCUGCUCCAGGAGUUGAAGGUGACAUUGCAUUUGCAAGAGACAUUCAACGCGGUGAUCCCUUGGAAUUGCUUCGGAUGGCGGUGCCCGUUUGCAUGGUCCCGCGGCACUUUGCAGAGGAUCAGGAAACCCUGGCGUCUUGGAGAGCCCAGGCAGUGGCAUCAGGCUUGACAACAAAGCAUUGGCCGCAGAGACAGCGGACACAAGGUGAAGCUGCAGGACCUGGCUUCAUUCCCCCAACGCUUUCCCCUGAGAUGCGGCAAGUCCUUUGA
This is a messenger RNA of Durusdinium trenchii, 10068 nucleotides long. Lineage: Eukaryota; Dinophyceae; Suessiales; Symbiodiniaceae. The record is from the annotation of a GenBank genome assembly.